Branchiostoma belcheri (Belcher's lancelet) is the source of this 2781-nucleotide messenger RNA. RefSeq lists its product as uncharacterized. The coding region runs from base 1 to 2781 and encodes 926 amino acids. Lineage: Eukaryota; Metazoa; Chordata; Leptocardii; Amphioxiformes; Branchiostomatidae. The record is from RefSeq and is a predicted model, not a curated record. The transcript has 2 exons. Gene Ontology annotation, molecular function: protein binding.
AUGGCGAUAAAGCUUAUGGCUAAAACCUCUUUGUUGCUGCUUAUGCAGCUGCUAGUGCCAUGUGUGGAUGCAGGUAGCUGGCAGAGCUGCCGUGAGGUGUCCGUGGCGAGGUGUGGUGUAGGUGACAGCCGUAGCGAUGGUCACGAGUACCGGUAUGACAUUGGGGCGUACCGGCACAAGUGGACCAAAUACCCGCUUGAAGUUACCAGCUACAGGGGUCCCUUCGACACUGUGCCUUUGUUUCAGCCGUUUCAAUCCUGUCAGGUCUGCUCAAACGAAACAAGGCCUACCCAGGGGGGUCCCACUCAGAACCCUUCACCAUACACGAUAACCAAUAUCAUGAUUGUUGGCAACAAUGUCGGCAAGCUUGGCAUUGAAAACGCAGACAUCCUCUCAAAGGUCCCAUGUAGUACAGAUUGCAGGUUGUGGUUUGUGGGUUGUAACCUAACGGCAAUAGAGUUAGGGGCGUUUGCUAAGUUGCCACAGGUGUCUGAGCUGGUCAUCUGGCGGAGCAAUGUCCAGACUCUGAAGAACGGCACGUUUGCUGGGAUGGGGCGUCUCGAGAAUCUGCUGCUCUUGGAGAAUAACAUCACACGUCUGGAGGAUGGCUGCUUUCAUGGGUUGCCCAGGUUGUCCUACCUCAUCCUUGUGGACAACCAAAUCCUGACGAUGUCGCCUGGCGCGUUCCUGGGAGUGCAGCCGCGGUGGGUUGACGUAAGUGCGAAUCUUAUCGCUACUGUAGCACCGGGGACCUUGCAGGCGAUCAAGUCCGUAGAAUAUGUCCGCGUGGUUGAGAACAAACUGCGAUCUAUCGGCGUGGAGAUGUUCUACGGGCUUGAACGGCUGCGAGUCGUGAACCUGGAGGGUAACAGAAUCUCCCACAUUGCUGAGGGCGCGUUCCACUCAAAUACGUUGAUUGGUUCUGUAAAUCUGGCGGGAAACAGGCUGACCUUCCUGUCUGGUGGUUGGUUCAAAUCGUCAUUUCCACACAGUCUCAACAUGCGUGGAAAUGAUAUUGCCGCUAUGGCUACGGAAGGGAGGGCCCUGCCCCAGGCGCGGGGAAUCUCAAUCUGGCUCGGCAACCUGCCGCGCUGCACGUGUGCGAACGAUUGGCUGUACGAACACAAGGGAAACACCCUUAAGAUCAAGCAGCAGUUUAUCCGGGCAAUCAUGGUCCGCCCUCCCCCACCAAGCUGCCCCGCCUCGCCGCUGCCAAUUCCCCCGGCUCCGGUCAAUCCCAACGGGUUGCCCUGCCCUGUACCGCUGGUUGAGGUUACGCAUGUUGAGUGCAGCGCCGCGUACAGGUACGAAGCCGCUGGCGACGUGUAUUGGGAACAAUUGCCAACAGUGACUUUUGCCUUCCCUGACGGUGUACAUCACACACUCAACAUAACAUACGACACACACACGACCACACACGACAGUCUCCCGACAGGCAACCUAACCGUGAGAGUGGUGACCGACCUAAAGGCUGAGGGCUGGGUGAAAUGUAAGGGACCAGAAAACCUGUUAGGGCAAACAGGAAAUCACAGCCUGUGUUCUAACUACAUGGGGAGGUCCAGCUUCACCCUUUGGCUUGAGACCGCCGAGCCCUUGUCCUUUGGGAACACCACUUGUACGGCUUCUUCGGAAACUGGCUCCGACACUGCAGUCUUCGCGGUGAGCGCGCGCACACACUCUGACAUGACAACACUACAAGUAACCGAGCUGACACUCCUCAACACGACACCUUUCUCAGUCAGCAUGAGCACUACACCACUGUCCAGUGGCAUCAGCACUACACCGAUGGUUACUAGCACGAGCGAUGAUGCAGAUCUCACAUGGUACAUCGUGUGGGCAGCUCUGGGCGGGUUGUCGGCUGCUGCGGUAGGGGUUUGGGUAUGUGCAUUGACCAGUUGUAUCAAGCAGAAGCUCAAGCGCAAUGUCCCUGAUAACAUUGCAGGUCCAUCCCGCGAUGGCCACCAGAUCGCUGCCUGCUCCAUGUGGCCCCUUCCAGGUGGCAACUCGGAGGAGUCAGUGAUCAGUCCGUACGCUGAGGGGCGUUUGGAGGAUCACGACAGCUUUACUGAUUCAGAGUCUGUCAUCAGCCCUUACGCUGAGGGUGGUUUCAAUGACCACCCUGACUUGCGCAGGGCCGAAUCCUCGCAGUCAGAAAUCGCCCCUUACGGGCUGGCGAAGCUGUGCCCAGCGUACCGCGCGUCAGGCCGCCCCCGCGCGCGCACACACCCAGUGCCGUCCCGCCCGUACAGCACCGAGCGUCCCCGUCAGAAACCAAAAAGGGCAGGGGCCGUCCUGGCUGCCUAUGACCAAAAUGGUCGCGACAAGUCCGACCAAAGUUGCUACAAGCACCCCUCCAUCCUCCCCAACCCGGGUGCCACCAAGUCCUCUGCCUACCAGCAGAAUGCCAGCGCCGCCCAGCGUGCCCGCAAGGCACCUUGCUACAACUCCCCCGCCCUGGCCACUAACCUAAAGCGCACCUUGUCCAACACAUAUGACCAGCAUGACCCUAGCGAGGCAGUCUGCAACUCCGCGGCGUCCCCCAUGGCCAAUACCUACCAGCCCGCCGCCUCGCCUGGUAGUGAGACCGGUACUCAGUCCGCCAUGUAUGAUGAAAACCAUCCAGGCCAGGCCGCCACGGGUGAGCCGAACAGGUACGUCUGUCCCUCCCCUACGGCCGGUGCUGGCGGGUCUCAGGCAGGUACCUACUGCCAGAAUGACCGUAGAGAGGCAGUAAACAACACCCCAGAAAACCCCGAGACAAACAGCUAUGAACCAGCGUAA